Emiliania huxleyi CCMP1516 is the source of this 790-nucleotide messenger RNA. RefSeq lists its product as hypothetical. Lineage: Eukaryota; Haptophyta; Isochrysidales; Noelaerhabdaceae. The coding region runs from base 11 to 709 and encodes 232 amino acids. Gene Ontology annotation, cellular component: mitochondrial outer membrane. The record is from RefSeq and is a predicted model, not a curated record. The transcript has 6 exons.
CGAGCAGCAGAUGCAGUCGCCCGUCUACUCGAUGGCACGCGGGCCGCUGCUGCAGCUGCUGCUCAUCCAGACGCAGUACAUGCGGCGCGAGCUGCUCGUGCAGAUGGGCGCGAUGGACACCCUCAUGGCACAAAACUCGCUCACCGCGACGAUGUCGGCGAUGCUGCCGGGCGCCGUAGCCCUCGCGGUCGCAGUGACAACGCUGCGCUCUGUCGUGCGGCAGCUGCGCUCGCGCCGCCGCUCUCGCGCCUCUCUGCUCAAGCAGGUGCGGCUCGUGCUGCGCGAUACGGAGCGGCUCCUCCUCCGCUCGCUCGCCGCCGGCGCAGAGGUGCUGUCCGAGGUCGACCUCGGCCUGCUCGUCAUCUCGCUGCACGCGAUGCGCCAGACGGUGCGGCGGCACCGCGUCCUCCUCUCGGCCGGAGAGCGGCAGCUCCUCUUCGAGGACUGCGCCGACCUCGAGUCGGACACGUUCGACGUGCACCACAAGAUGCUCAUCCUGCAGCGAAUGUACCGGACGCAGCCCGCGCUGCUCCUCAAGGCGGGGCCGCCCGGCGCCCCACGCCGCAUGAGGCAGGAGCUCGGCUUCGGCAUCGAGCACGACUCGGCCGCGUACACGGACUUUGGCGACGCACGCCGCGCAGCAGCAGGCAGGCGCGUGCUCUGUGGCGCGCGCCACGCAGCACGCACAACGAAUAAAUCGGAGUACUGAGAAAUAUUCGAGAGGGGGUGUGUCGUCGAUGACGAUGUCCCAAAGUGGCGUUGUGGAGUUGCGAGAAGCUGUGCACCAAAA